Molecule: messenger RNA, 894 nt
Organism: Trifolium pratense (red clover)
Lineage: Eukaryota; Viridiplantae; Streptophyta; Magnoliopsida; Fabales; Fabaceae
Product: putative GATA zinc finger domain-containing protein 25
Exons: 3
Coding region: 461-736 (91 amino acids)
Source: RefSeq, a predicted model, not a curated record
CCCCUCUCUCCUUCGAUCUUGCUCCGCCGCUAUCUUGCUCCGAUCUAACUCUCCCUCUGAUUUUGCUCCGAUCUCACUUUCCGUCCGAUCUUGCUCUUGAUCCUCGAACACAUAUCGCUCCAACAUAGACUCGAUCCUCUCGCGAUUGUUAUUCUUAGUUGAAAUUUGAUGUUGUGCUCGUUUCAGAUUACUUCUGCGUUUGCUGAAACCAUUAUUUUGUAUUAUACACUUGGUCUAUAUGAACAGAUUGUACUAGUUUCUGCCCCCAUACACUUGGUUUAUUCAGUUGAAUCCAGCUCCAAUGAGUGAAGCUCAAUUCUUCAAUCUUUUGUAAUUUUGAAUAUUGUGAUUGUCAAUUUGUCCAUCAGUUCUCAACUCACCAUGCUCUUUUUACAUGUUUAGCUGUGAAUCUAUCUUGUGUUUUACUGCUCUAUGAAAUUUUCAUCAUUUUUGAAUUGCGAUGUCGGUCUGGUUUGAAUUUUUAAAUUUUACCAUUGUAGAAACAGUAGAGGUGGAAGAGGAACAACAACAACAACAACAACAACAACAACAACAACAACAACAACAAGAAAAAGAAGAAGAAAAAGAAGAGGCAAUAGAGAUGGAAGAGGAGAAAGAACAAGAAACAGUAGUUGAGGAGAAAUAUAAAGACAAAGACGAGGUUCCAGAUUCUCUUCCCAAUGCGGAUAAACAUAGCAAAGGUGAAGGUUGUUUUUGGUGCAGAUGGUUAUCCUGAUCCCGUAUCUGCUAAAGAAACUACAGUGCAUAAAGCUACAAUGAAUCAUCUUCCUAUGCUUUCCCAUCAGCAACUACUUUACUGGCUACCAUGUCUUUUAUUUCAAGGUGAGAAAAUCUUCUAAAACAGCCUCUAUACGAUACAUAGAUACUACUCUA